This is a messenger RNA of Magallana angulata, 2224 nucleotides long. Its product is annotated as cytochrome P450 2C31-like. Bases 39 to 1601 code for a protein of 520 amino acids. NCBI's taxonomy places the organism in Eukaryota, Metazoa, Mollusca, Bivalvia, Ostreida, Ostreidae. The transcript is spliced from 6 exons. The record is from RefSeq and is a predicted model, not a curated record. Gene Ontology annotation, molecular function: oxidoreductase activity, acting on paired donors, with incorporation or reduction of molecular oxygen; heme binding; iron ion binding.
GGCCUUGUAUAGACAGUUGAACCAGGUUAGGGAUAUUUAUGGAUGAGAUAAUAAGAGGUCAACAAAUUGAUAUCAGGGCAUCCCGGCCAUACACGGUCAUGUUGGAUUUAGUUUUGGUCUUCGUUUUAAUUACUUUUUCUGUAUUUUAUUGUGUUCAGAAGUUGGUGAACUCGAACAAAAACGUGCCCCCUGGACCAAAAGGAUGGCUUUUCAUUGGAAUGCUCUUUGAAUUUGACCUACCGACUCUCUAUCUGAAACUUAACAAUUGGACAGCAAAAUAUGGGGAGAUAUUCCAGUUUGAGUUGCUUGGAAAGAAGUUUGUUAGUUUAAACUCAUCUGAAGUUCUUAGAGAGGCUUUCAACCAAGAGCCAAAUGCCACAAUUACAGCAGCGCGAUCUCCGACGUUUUACGGCAAAUACAUAUUGGAUAAUUAUUCAGACAUCGCUUUCGCCUCACCAAACCAAGACUGGACAAAGCGUAGAAAACUAGGCCACCAGGUGCUUCGGGCAUACGGAGAGGGCCUGUCUUGUGUGGAAUCCCAAAUCAAGCGCAACCUUGUCUCUGUCAAAGAAUAUUUACGAUCCAACGAAAACAAGAACCUUGAUCCUAGUGAAAUCGUGGAGGAAUUUGUGCUGAACACGGUUGAAAUUCUGACAAUUGGUCGAAGUUUUGGUAGAAAUGGAAAACUACAGAAGAUUUUACAUAGACUGGAUGAUUUGGUCAACUUAGUGGCGAACCCUGGGUACGAUGCUCUGUAUGGGAGUAUGCCGUUUCUACGCCAUCUUCCUUUUCCAAUGACCAAAAAUAUAAAUGAACUUCACCGAAUAAAAGAGCAAAUGAUGGAGCAUUUGGAAAACUUAUUGAAGGACGACACGACAGAAAAGGGUAUUUACCACACGCUGAGAGAGGUGAUGGAAGAGAGGGAUGACGAUGGCAAACAAUGGUUCACCCAGGAAAACACUAGCACCUUGCUGAUGAAUUUUGUGGCUGCAGCUUAUUUAACAACCCGAGGGACUAUCAUGUCCAUGAUCCAAAUUCUUGCAAAACGACCUGAACUACAGAAAUCACUACAAAGAGAGGUGGACAAUGUGAUUGGUUCCGACAGAGAGCCCCGUCUGGCCGACAGGAGGAGCUGUCAUCUGACGGAAGCGUUCAUCAUCGAAUCUCUGCGCUACAUUUCACACGUUCCUCUGCUUAUAUUACAUGCUGCUUCCCAGGACACUACAAUAAAUGGAUACACCAUUGACAAGAAUACAAUCAUCGUACCAAACGUAUGGACGAUUCAUCACAGUGAAAAAGAGUUCGAUGAUCCAUUUAUCUUUAAACCUGAGCGUUUUCUUGAUGAUAAAGGACAAUUGUUGCCAUCAAAUGACCCUGUGAGGAAAAGGGUGUUUGCUUUUGGAUCAGGGAAAAGAAAUUGUCUCGGAGAAGUUUUUGCAAGAUCUCGCAUAUUUCUAUUUAUAUCCACAUUAAUGCAGUUGGCAACAGUAAUCGAUCCUGAUGGGAAAUCUUUGCCAGAUCUGCUGCCAAAGAAUAUGAUUCCAGGAAUUGUGCUACAACCUCAGCCUUUUGAAGUCCGCUUCAUUUUAAGAUCAAAAUAAUAUCAUUAUUAUGAUUUAUUUAUCUUAGUCGCUUAUAUACUCUUGUCGCUACAGAUACUCGUAUCAUCAUAUUGCUUGAUAAUGGUAAUGUCUAAUGCUAAUGCAUAUUAAUUAUUCCUUUUUGUAAAGUAAUUGGAUAUAAUGUUGAUAAACACAUUUUUAAUUACAGGUAUUUGUAAUGCCUGUAAUAAUGUUGUAAUCAUUUAUUUUUAAACUUAGUGUGUAUUUCUUUUUCAUAAUUUGUUAAGUAAAAAAAAAAUAACACAAGUCCUAAAAGUCGCAAUCUUUUUUAGUUCAACUGAGCAGAAAUCUUAAGUGAGCCAUUCUGAUCACUUUUUGUCCGACGUCCGUCUGUCUGUCUGUAUACCUUUUACAUUUUCGACUUCUUCUUCAGGACCACAUGGCCAAUUUCAACCAAACUUUUCACCAAGCAUUCUUAGGUGACGGGGAUUUCAGUUUGUUAGAAUGACGGGUCGCGCUCUUUUUUAAAGAAUGUUAAUUAAGAAUUAUUUAACAUAAGUUGGUACCUUUAAAAAAUCUUUUCAAAAAACAUUUGGCCAGAAAAGCUGAUACUUGUGUGGAAGCAUACUUAGGUAGUGUGGAUUCCAGUUUGUUCAAAUUAU